Messenger RNA from Strongyloides ratti, 1320 nucleotides. Its product is annotated as Protein pangolin. Gene Ontology annotation, cellular component: beta-catenin-TCF complex. NCBI's taxonomy places the organism in Eukaryota, Metazoa, Nematoda, Chromadorea, Rhabditida, Strongyloididae. The transcript has 2 exons. Gene Ontology annotation, biological process: regulation of transcription by RNA polymerase II; canonical Wnt signaling pathway. The record is from RefSeq and is a predicted model, not a curated record. Gene Ontology annotation, molecular function: RNA polymerase II cis-regulatory region sequence-specific DNA binding; DNA-binding transcription factor activity, RNA polymerase II-specific. The coding region runs from base 1 to 1320 and encodes 439 amino acids.
AUGAGUAGUGCUGAUGAUGGAGCUGAUGAAGUCAAAGUAUUUCGUCGUUCAGAUGCAGAUGAUGUUGAUGGAGGACAGUCAUCUGCUCAGUUAACUGAAGACAAAAAAGAUGUAGCAUUGGAGACAGAAUUAGAGUCACGUUCAAGUUCUAAUCCUAUUGAUAUGAUGACUGGAGCUAGAAAAGGUUUUCAAUGGAAUCCUGCACUUAAUCCAUUUCAAUCACCUAUGUCACCUUCCUGUAUGCCUUUUAUGAUGCCAAAUUUAGGUGCCGGUUUUUUAAUGUCUCCUAAUUAUAAUCCUUAUCUCAUUCAACAAGCAUUAUCACCAUCAGUUAAUAUGUUUAGAAAUAUGGCUGCUAUGUCACAAGGAUCACCAUUUUAUCAAAAUCCAUUAGUUGCUAAACAGUAUGCUGCAAAUAUGAUGAGGAGUAUGGAAGGUCAAAUGAAUCCAUUAAAUAUGCGUUUUCAGUCAAAUAAUAUGAUGCCUUCAUCAUCAAGUGAAAGUGGUGGUUAUGGUAAUACUCCAAAAAGAAUGAAAACAGAUGAAGAAAAAAAACAAUUAAAAGAACAUGUAAAAAAACCAUUAAAUGCAUUUAUGUGGUAUAUGAAAGAAAAUCGACCAAAAUUAUUGGAAGAAGCUGAAUAUAAAGAAAAACAAAGUGCAGAAUUAAAUAAAGAAUUAGGUAGAAGAUGGCAUGAUCUUCCUAAGGAAGAACAACAAAAAUAUUAUGAUCUGGCAAAACAAGAUCGUGAAGAUCACCAGCAAAAGUAUCCCAAUUGGACAGCUAGAGAUAACUACGCAAUCAGAAAACGAAAAAAGGCAAAGCGAGAAAAAUCAAUGGAUGGUGGUGAAAACAAGAAAUGUCGUGCUCGUUUUGGUAUUCAGAAUCAAGAAAGUUGGUGUAAACAUUGUAAAAGAAAGAAGAGAUGUUUAUGGUAUAGAGAAAAAGGUGAUGGAGCAGCACCUUCACCAGCAUUGUCAUCCUCCAAUGGAAUGUCAUCUUCAAGAACUCCAGUAUUAUCGUCACCUGCAUCGUCAGGUAUGAUGGGAUCAAUAGAUGAGAAUGAUCAUGGAAAUCAAUCAGAUAAUGAGGUAGAUUUAAAUCGAACAACAGUACUACAAGAUCUUAAUCAAACUCCAACAUCAGCUAAUUUUGUUAAAACAGAAGGUCUACCUAUGCCACCUAAUCCGAUGGCUUUAAAUCCACAUAUGAAUAUGAACAUGAAUAUGACAAUGAUGAAUCCAAUGAUGUUGGCUUCACCUAAUUUUAUGAAUCCUUGGAUGGCAGCAAGGAUGAUUCCUGAUAAUCAAUUACUUUAA